Molecule: messenger RNA, 492 nt
Organism: Cynara cardunculus var. scolymus (artichoke)
Lineage: Eukaryota; Viridiplantae; Streptophyta; Magnoliopsida; Asterales; Asteraceae
Product: arabinogalactan protein 22-like
Exons: 2
Coding region: 78-272 (64 amino acids)
Source: RefSeq, a predicted model, not a curated record
ACAUCUAGGGAUUUUGAAGACGAUAAACAGGAGUCAGGGAGGUUUUUUUUGUGGUUGAAUUUGAUCGGAUUUUGAAGAUGGAAGCUUUGAGAAUGUACUUUGUAAUGGCGGUUUUUGCUCUUGUUAUGUCGCUGCUUCUUCCAUCAAUGAAUGCUCAAAGUUCUGCUCCAUCUCCAGCUCCUGCUCCUUCAAACGAUGGUGCAGCAAUUGAUCAAGGGGUAGCGUAUGUGUUGAUGGUGGUUGCGUUGGCUUUGACUUACAUCAUUCACUAGAUUUUCAUUUUGGGGAUUUUUUUUCCUUCCAAUUUGUUCUCAGGAUCGAUUACAUUUCUGGAAUUUCUACCUAUUUUUUUUCUCAUUAUUUAUCAUCUGUUUAACAAUUUUUUGGGUUUGUUUUGACAUUUUAAUUCAAACCUAAUCGUUGGUAAUGUAAAGAUUCUUUUUGAUGUUCCUGUGUUCAAUGUAAUUAGCUGCAAAUUUUCAUUGUUCUUGA